Molecule: messenger RNA, 2305 nt
Organism: Strongylocentrotus purpuratus (purple sea urchin)
Lineage: Eukaryota; Metazoa; Echinodermata; Echinoidea; Camarodonta; Strongylocentrotidae
Product: glucose-fructose oxidoreductase domain-containing protein 2
Exons: 3
Coding region: 49-1221 (390 amino acids)
Molecular function (GO): nucleotide binding
Source: RefSeq, a predicted model, not a curated record
CCGGAAGCUCUACGUGAGGAACAUCUAUCGACAGGAGCCGAUUUUUUUAUGGUUUUGCUGGCAGAAGACUUUCACACCAUGUUGGAAGGGGUCGGGGUAGUCGGGACAGGGGCCAUGACUAGUAUUCUUAUCAGCACCUUGCAGGCAGUGGGAAUUAAGGUUGUUGCUCUGUGGGGUCCUACAGAUCAGGAGGCCAAGGAGUUGGCCCGCCAGUACCGUAUCCCAUUUCACACCAGCAAAGUGGAUGAAGUUCUCCUACACCAGGAAGUCGACCUUGUCUGGGUGACCUGCCCUCCUCACCUCCAUGGAGAGGUCGCGUCGAAGGCCCUCGGGAUAGGGAAGCAUGUCCUGUGUGAGCGGCCUGCUGGAUUGAAGCAAGCAGAUGCGGUGAAAAUGGUGACAGCUGCUCGUUACUACCCCUCGCUGGUGUCCAUUAUGACGCAUGGGUUGAGGUUCCUGCCUGCUUUCGUGAGAACAAAACGUAUGAUCCAGGAGGGUGAGAUUGGUGAGGUGUUCCUCUGCGAUGUGAAGCUCUCCUGUGGGAGCUUGCUGACUGACAAAUUCAACUGGAUGUGUGAUGAGAACAUGGGUGGUGGCUUGUUGAAUAUCCUAGGGUCACAUAUAAUUGACAUUGUCAGCUUCCUCGUCGGGCAGAAAGCAUCGAAAGUACGCGGGAUGCUGAAAACGUUCAUCAAACAGAAUGACCGGAUCAACGGAAUCCGGCACAUCACAAGCGAUGACUUCUGUACAUUCCAGAUGGAGCUCUUUCGUGGGGCUUGCGCCACCAUAACAUUGAAUGGACACUUUCCAGGACAGUUUAAGCAGGAGAUUAUGGUGAUAGGUUCCGAGGGGCGAUUGCUUAUCAAGGAUGCGGACUUAUACGGGCAGACAUCAUCCCAAACAAGGGAGACAUUGCUCAUGGCUGAUAUUCAACAUGUGCCUGAACGCCAGAAAUACAGCAUGGCUCCAACGCCAGAGCUGCCCCUCCCCUACUACAAGGGGCUCUUGAAACUCACAGAUGCCCUAAAGGAAUCCUUUGAGAGAAAGAAAGAGAGACUUAACUGGGAUGGCGAACCUGUAGCGUUUGCUGCGACCUUUGAAGAUGCCCUCUAUGUUCAGACAGUGUUAGACGCGAUCAGGAAAUCAGACAUUUCAGGGAACUGGGAAUCAGUGGAGACGUUGAGUGAGGAGAGAAAUGGGAGGAGCUUCUUCCUUUCAUGAAAAUCAGCAUUUUUCUAGGUAUCCAGAGUUGAAUGCGAAUGUAAUUUUGAAAUAUAUUUAUUAUAAUUGUCAGCUUAUUCUUGCUCGGCAUGUAGCCUAGGUGUACAUACAGUGUGCUAAAUAUAAAGUAUGGUUGCAUGAUUGGAUUCUAAUAUACAUGUAUAGCAUUAGCAGCAUUUCUUGAUGAUAUGCACCGGAUGCUGUAAUGGGCCAAAGAGAAUAUAUAUUCCCAGUUUUUAAUACUGUACAUGUUUUUCCCUGCAAGAGAGGAGGGGUCCCUUGUAUCUUUAUCUAUUUUGUAUUUUUUAAUGAUUGCUUUCAUAUUUCCUGAUCAACAUACUUCAAUCGGUAUCGCCCAUAUGGGGGGGGGGGGUGUCAAGUGAUACUAAUUUUCACACAAGAGGGACUUUAAUAGAAAAUUGAGGUGAGGAUGAAAAGCUAAGAAUCUUUUUUUACAUACACUGAGAUAGAUUUCGAAAUAUCUUCUCAUAUUCACUCAGUAAGAUUUUUUUUUUGUAAUAACUCUUAGAUAGCUGAAGUGCAAUGCCAGAAGUUGUUUAAAAUGUCUUUUAUAUAAUGCAGGGGAUUGAGUCAUUGAGAGUUUUUAAAGGAACCUUUCUUUUUUAGUAUAACACUAGCAUAUACAUUUUUAACUAUCAUAAGAUUUAACCUGCAGGAAUAUUAUCAUUCCAGUUUUUAAGUUUUGUCCAUUUUUUUAAUAAUAUGUGUAAUACAUGUAGUAUUGUACCGGUAGUCACCUUCAACAAAAAUGUACUUAGUUAAUAAUUAUAUCAUCUCGAAAUGCGGGUAAUAUAUACCGGUAGAUAAAUUACCAAUACAUUUUUGAAUUUUAUGGGAAUAUACUAUAUGUAGUUAAAGUGAAUUUCCUUCUCAGUCUCAAAUUUUAAUGUUCUCUCUUUUACUUUUUAUUUAUAUGACCAAGAUCAUUGUUCAAUAAAUGACUUACCGGUAUGUUAUUUAAUUCCAUUAGGCGCUAUGGCUCAGUGAAAGAGCAGUGGUCUCGUAACGAUGUUGAUGCGCUAGUGCCUUUUUGGUAAGGCAUUUAUCCUCAUUACCAAGUCCC